AUGGCGGACAUGGUUGCCGAGGGAGAACUGUCGAACGAUCGUACCGGUCAUGGUAUGCAGGUAGGCUUUUCAUGGCAUGUUACAAGGAAAAGGAAUGCUGGCAGAAAGAAAAGGAAGGGCAGUUCAGGACAGUUUUUGACCGGAAGCAGAAACAAGAAUCCGUCAAAGAAACGAAAGCUAAGCAAAGAGAUUGAAUUUUUAGAGGAUGAGAAAGUUCCUAAGAGGCAUCGGAUUGGAAUAGACAAGAUGACUACUUCUGUGGAGGAAGAUGUGUUAGAUGAAUGGGAUGAGGAGGCUACUGUGUUUAUGAACAUUAAAAAGCGGAGCAAACGUAGAAAUUUGGACGGUGCGAUGACUGAAAGAAUCCCUCAGGAGAAUAAGGAUGCAAUGACUGAAAGAAGCCCUGAAGAGACUAAGAAGGAAAACUGCGAUCGUUUUAUGAACGUUAAAGUGCAGAGCAAAGGCAGAAACUUGGUUGGUGCGAUGACAGAAAGAAGCCCUCAGGAGUGUGAGGAGAAUGCGAUGACUGAAAGUAUCCCUCAGGAGACUAAGGAAAACUGUGAUCUUUUUAUGAACAUUAAAGCGCAGAGCAAGCACAGGAAUUUGGACAGUGAUAUGAAUGAAAGAAGCCCUCGGGAGACUAAGAAGGAUGCAAUGAUCGAAAGAAGCCCUCGGGAGACUAAGAAGGAUGCAAUGAUCGAAAGAAACCCUCAGGAGACUAAAAAGGAAAAUUGCAAUCUUUCUAUGAAUAUUAAAGCGAAUUUGGACAGUGCUAUGACUGAAAGAAGCCCUCAGGAGACUAAGAAGGAAAACUGCGAUCUUUUUAUGAACACUAAAGCACGGAGCAAACAUAGAAAUCUGGACAGUGCGAUAACCAAAAGAAGUCCUUGGGAGACUAAGAAGAAAAACUGUGAUCUUUCUAUAAACAUUAAAGGGAGGAGCAAAGGCAAAAAUUUGGACAGUGCAAUGGCUGAAAGAAGCGGCAAUGAUACAAGCACAAAGAAAAAUGUUAAGAAAAUCGAGGGAUCUUGCUUCUUUCAGGACAAGAGAAAAAAUUUCAAGUGUCAUCAGUGUAUGACUGGAAGAAAAGCUGUUGUUCCAUGCUUGAAAUGUAAAGAGAAAGUGUAUUGCACUGUUUGUAUAAAACAAUGGUAUCCGAAUAUACCAAUAGUAGAAAUUGCAAAGCAAUGCCCAUUUUGUUGCGGGAAUUGCAACUGCAGUAUCUGUUUACAAUCCAGUGGGUUAAUUAAGCAUGGGACCAUGAAAAAUCAAUGGAACUUUCACCAAAUAAUUUUCUUUUUGUCUAUUCUACAGACAUCAAAGAGAGACAUAACAGAUGAGGAAAAGAUUAAGCAUUUGCAACACUUGAUUGAGUCAAUGCUUCCCUUCAUGAAACAAAUUUGCAUAAUGCAAAAGAAAGAGACAGAGGUUGACGCUAACAUACAAGGAUUACUGCCUUCUGAAGUUGAAAUACAACAAACACUUUGUUAUGCCGAUGAACGUAUCUAUUGUGACCACUGUGCAACUUCAAUCUUCGACCUUCAUCGUAGCUGCCCAAAAUGUUCAUAUGAACUCUGUCUUAGUUGUUGUAAAGAAAUUCGGGAAGGAAUCCUUUCUAUCCGCGAUGAUGUUCCUUAUGGAUACAGGGACAGAGGUUGGGAUUAUAUGCAUGGUGAAGACCCUUUACCAGAAUCUUAUCUUCAAGAAAAAGUUGAGAAACAGCCCGGGCCCUCAAUUCAGUGGGAAGCCAAUAAUGACGGAAGUAUUACUUGUCCUCCUAAGGAAAUAGGCGGUUGCAGUGAUUGCAGAUUGGAGCUUAAACGUAUCCUACCAAUGGGGUGGAUUUCAAAUUUGGACACAAAGGCAUGGGAAAUAUUGAGCAACUGCAGAAUUAGACAAUGGCUAAAGACAUUAAAUGGGGAUAAUACUUCUGGAGAAGGACAGAUUGACAAUGGCUUAUAUUCUUCAACUUCAACUGAUAAUCUUGACGAAGGCUUUCGUCACUUUCAAACCCGAUGGGCUAAAGGUGAACCGGUUAUAGUUAAGAAUACUCUAGCAAAUUCAUCCGGUUUAAGCUGGGAACCGAUGGUAAUGUGGCGUGCUUUAUGUAAAAGGUUGGAGAUGCCUGAAGUUAAGGCUAUUGAUUGCCUAGCUGGCUGUGAGGUGGAGAUUAAUACUCGACAAUUUUUCAAAGGCUACACAGAAGGGAGAGCAUAUAAUAACUUAUGGCCAGAGAUGCUAAAGUUGAAAGACUGGCCACCAUCUGAUAAGUUUGAAGAUCUCUUGCCUCGGCAUUGCGACGAGUUCAUAAGCAUGUUGCCAUUUCAAGAAUACUGUGAUCCUAGGUCUGGUAUCCUUAACCUUGCUGUGAAGCUGCCAAACUGUGUUCUGAAACCAGACUUGGGCCCAAAAACAUAUAUUGCUUAUGGGGUUGCUGAAGAGCUUGGAAGAGGGGACUCUGUUACAAAGCUUCACUGUGAUCUAUCAGAUGCGGUAAAUAUUUUGACACAUACUUCAGAGGUAGCCUUAAGCGAUGAGCAGCUUGCCGCAAUGGAGAAGUUGAAAAUGAAACACAAGGCACAGGAUGAAAAGGAAAGUUUAGAAAGAGAGCGACUUAAAAAAGGCUUUGAUGAAUCGGAAGCCACCAAUUGGGGUGAUAAUAUACUAUAUGUUUCCAGUGGUGAGUUUAGAGGAGCUUCACUUCCGGAACCCUUGACCAGCAGAAAGGACAUAGGUGGUGCACUGUGGGACAUUUUUAGGAGGGAGGAUGUUCCUAAACUAGAAGCUUAUUUGAGAGAGCACUACACAGAAUUCAGGCAUACCUAUUGCUCCCCAGUUGAAAAGGUAAUCCAUCCGAUUCAUGACCAAUCAUUUUACCUAACUGCGGAGCACAAAAGGAGACUAAAGGAGAAAUAUGGAGUUGAACCAUGGACGUUUGAGCAAAAUCUCGGAGAGGCUGUUUUUAUUCCGGCUGGAUGUCCGCACCAAGUUAGAAACCUGAAGUCAUGCACAAAAGUCGCCUUGGACUUUGUUUCUCCAGAGAAUAUCCAGGAAUGCCUCCGUUUAACAGAGGAGUUCCGGAAACUACCCAAGAACCAUAGAGCCAGAGAAGACAAACUUGAGGUAGGCACAUCCUUUCGUUGAUGUUUCGACUUAUUUAUUUCCUGCAAAACCUUACUUGCAAACGGUUUCGUGUAAACAGAUUAGGAAGAUGAUUAUUUAUGCAGUAGAACGAGCUGUUAAAGAAUUAUCUGAACUGAUAUCAACUCCAAACUGAAGCCAGCUUCGACAACUGCAACCAUGGAACCGACCUUUUUGUAUUUGCUCGGACAAUUGUUAAAGACUAUCCGAGCUGAGAAUUUCUUUUCUUUUCCCCGGAGUUUAACUUGACCUAUUUGUAUGCAACUUUUGGAACACACAGCUGAACUUGCUUACAAUAGAUGCCAAUCAUUUUUACUAUUCCAUCUUAUAAAUUCUUCGUAGAC
Gossypium raimondii (Peruvian cotton) is the source of this 3485-nucleotide messenger RNA. RefSeq names its product lysine-specific demethylase JMJ29. Lineage: Eukaryota; Viridiplantae; Streptophyta; Magnoliopsida; Malvales; Malvaceae. Gene Ontology annotation, biological process: regulation of transcription by RNA polymerase II. Gene Ontology annotation, cellular component: chromatin; histone deacetylase complex. The coding region runs from base 1 to 3144 and encodes 1047 amino acids. The record is from RefSeq and is a predicted model, not a curated record. Gene Ontology annotation, molecular function: chromatin DNA binding; transcription coregulator activity; histone H3K9 demethylase activity. The transcript has 10 exons.